AUGACUCUACCUCCAGGGUAUAGUCCUAAGGGGGAGUUGCCACCUAAUGCUGUUGUAAGCUCAAGAAAUCUCUCUAUGGCCUUAAGCAAGCCUCUAGCCAGCAAUGAUACAACAACCUUAGAAAAAUUGAAGCUUAACUUGAAUAACAAAUUCAAAUUGAAAGAUCUUCGUGGGUUAAAGCACUUCCUUGGCAUUGAAAUUGCUAAAACUAAACAAGGCAUUUUUAUAUCCCAAAGAUACUAUGUUUUGCAACUGUUGGAAGACUUGGGACAUUUGGGAUGUAAACCUGGCAAUACACCAAUGGAAGUGAAUUUGAAUCUCAGUCAAGAUGGAGAAGAAAAACUUGCUGAUCCAAAACUUUAUAGAAGAAUCAUUGACAAGUUACAAUACUUAAGAAUCACUAGACCUGAUUUAGCCUACACAGUUAAUAAGCUAAGUUAG
This is a messenger RNA of Cannabis sativa, 441 nucleotides long. RefSeq lists its product as uncharacterized. Bases 1 to 441 code for a protein of 146 amino acids. The transcript is spliced from 2 exons. The record is from RefSeq and is a predicted model, not a curated record. NCBI's taxonomy places the organism in Eukaryota, Viridiplantae, Streptophyta, Magnoliopsida, Rosales, Cannabaceae.